Molecule: messenger RNA, 1039 nt
Organism: Aaosphaeria arxii CBS 175.79
Lineage: Eukaryota; Fungi; Ascomycota; Dothideomycetes; Pleosporales
Exons: 2
Coding region: 50-757 (235 amino acids)
Source: RefSeq, a predicted model, not a curated record
GUCAUAAAACACUACUUUCACUGACUGUGUGCAUACGAGUACGCACACCAUGGCUAAGCGCAUCAGCCUGCAGGGUGCGAACCUCCUGAGAAGAAACCUUUGCCAGCCCAAUCGUCUACGACCAUUCACGUUACGAACUUUCUCAACAAAAGCAGAACCACCGCACUACUCCUACGAUACAAUCAAGAAGCGGUUGGAGGCACAACCUAAUCUAGUACGACAAUUCGAGGAGGCGUUAAUCCAAUUAGAUAUAGCCAAGGGCCGUUGGGUAGAUAUUCAUUAUGGCGAUGACGCAGAGUCAGUACUCUCUGACGUCUCCAUCUCAGAUUUACAGGAUAAAGAUAUGCGAACCGAUCUUUCUGAGCUCUUUGGGAUACCUUACUUAGCUACAGCCUCGAAACAAGAAGCUGAUGAAGCUCAAAAAACACUGCAAGGGAUGUUAUUUGGCCCCAAAAGGCGACCAGUUGUUGCCAGCACUGUACGAUUCGAGGGACAAUGUAAAUGGGUGUUUUUCAUGGUUAAUACCGGAGCAUACUACACAUACCUGUCAUCCCAAGCUUACCAAGCUCUUGGACUUCACGAGAAUGACCAAGUUCUUGUUACGCUUGCUGGCCACUAUCACAACGUGCGCAUGUCUCCAAGGAAUUCCCACUUUCAAGAUCUAAAUUUCUUGGGAUGGGAUUUUUUGCUCCGCAAUGACGUGAGUAUAAGGUCAGAUAGGAAGAACAAGACCAUACAGUUGCUCUUCGAGGGCUAGGUCAUAGCAAGGGGUACGAUGCCGAGGAUUAGGAUAUUUAAUUGAUUACAGAGACAUUACAAAGGGCAGUAAAUCAAAAAUUAAAGAUAUUUAUUAAGUCUUCGCAACUUAUACUGUGAAAACAGUAGGUGGCCAGGACUAUUUCCGGCUUCCUUAUUAGGCUGAGAGACGGGUUCACAAUGAGAAAUGUUUUUACUUUUCAGUAUUCCUUGACGAUAUCUUACCAUGACAACUUCUCAGCAAUCCAAGUAUCGAAGAUAGUACGGGUUAUUUCAUUAAUAU